AUGGCGAUAUCUCGCUCAGUGUCACCUGCGACUGCUGUCACAGAGCAACAGACACCGCCAGAACCAACCGGCACUUCUUCAACAGCCACAGCCAAGCAGGAUAGUACUGAAGAUCCCAUCCCAACAGAUGCCCACAAUCCAUCAGUCACGGGCGACGAGGGCAAGUCUCAAGAACAAGCCGAGUCCCCCCCGGAGCUAGUUACCCCUCUUAAGAAGCACGUCCGAUACUCCAUCAUCAUCAUCGCCAUCACCGGCCUCUUCGCUCUCUCUGCCGCCUGCUGGCUGGUUGCGUUUAUACAAACUAAGGUUGACGGGGGCUAUAUCAAAGCUGUCCGUAUCGGCGGGAACGUCAGCUCGACGUGGGCGAAACUGAUUGAUGCUGCCGCUUCCAUGCUGGUGGCUCCCGCGAUACUCGCAAUUGCCAACUGGCACAUGUUCAAGCUCGCUCGUCUCUCUGCGGUCAACGAGCACGACAAACGGGACUCGAAAGCAAGCCUCAACGUUCUUGUGGAAGUUGCCAGCACUGACUGGGGAUCGACCAGCCCCCUCAAGUUCUGGACGUUUCUUCAAUCACAAAAGCCUCGGAUCAUUUGUCUGGGAGUUAUCUCCAUCCUUUCAGCUUUGAGCUUCUCUCUUCUAAGCAACGUCACCGCGUACGAGGAAGCCGGCAGCGUAAAUACGACAACGACUCUUGAAGCCAUGCAGGGGAUGCAAAAUUUCUUGAAGCAACCCCUACCCUUGGAAAUCAGUGACACCGAGCGCUUGCAGAUUCUCAAUGAUCUUGAGAAUCAGCUCCAACGUCUACAAGCAACAGACCUAGAGCCAAGAUCCAACGGCUUCCUUGGCGUCAACAUCUCGAGCCGAGCACGCCUAGAAAUGCGCCCGACAAUCGAACAGCUAUUCAAUGUGCCUGCCUACCGGAUAUCGGCAUCAUGCAAACCAUCCAACCUCUCGACAGUGUCAAUUGGUUCUCCAGACAAGAACGAUUCGCACGUCAGGUUCAAUCUUGAGGAAGCUGCCUCAUCCUCGGUGUCUGGGUCUACACGAUUUCGAGCAGACUUUGGCAUAGUCGAGGAGCUUCUUGCAAGACAGGGGAUGGAAGCUGCAAGAACAAACAGUUCAUCAGUCAGGUACCCCCUCAUCGCAUUCAGCGGAACAGCGACUUGGAUCGGAGGAUUCAGUUAUACUGGGAAUGAAACUGUCGACUUGACGGAAACAACGCGGUACAGCAGCCUAGUCCCAUUCAGAGCGAAAGAGGUCGUUCACAGUCCCUCUUGCGCUGAAGGGAGCGAGUUUAAGAGCGAGAGCUACGACUUGACUUUCUGGGGCGUAGUGUGCAGUCUCAACAGAUGGUCUGGAACGGCAACGGCCAAUCUCAAUGGAACAACCUUGUCAUUGGCCCAAUCCAGGCUAUAUGAUGAGAAGCUUGAAGCCCAAGAUGAGGCAACAAUACUCUUCCUAGGACAAAAAUUUGAUACGUUCGAAAGUAGUCGUGUAGGGAGAUCGCCAGGUAUCGGCGGCUACCUCUUACGAGCAGCUCGCAGGGCAUACCAGGAGGCAGACCGACCUGCCUGGGGUAUCGAAACACUCGUUGAUGCAUUCGUCUGGUAUGAGGUGGCAGUGAGGGAAGCAAUCCAAGGCGACAAGAGUGAUGCCAAGAUCGAGCGUCUCGUCUCCCAGGUCGAGGUUUUGGAGAAGAAGCCGGACACGUAUACCAUGACAUUUGUCCCAUGGAUGCUCCUCUUUGGCCUUGUCGCCCUAGGCGUCGCCUGCGCUCUAACAGUUGCUCUAUCGCUUGACUCGCUGGGAGUGCCGUCUUUCAGAAGCGGGAGGGUACUGGACGCAGUGAGGUUGACGGCCGACCUGGGCAGGACGCUGGGCAAGACUGCUUUCGAAGAGACUUACUGGAUGAGCCGGCAGGAACUAAAUGACUGCGCUGAAGGUGCCAAAUUUAAGUAUGAACCUGACAGACGGCUGGACAUGAAUCGAGAAUCGUAUGUGAUGGGGGUUCGUCUGCGACUGGUGUCUGUUAGACAAGGUGGCGAAAGGUAG
This is a messenger RNA of Fusarium falciforme, 2052 nucleotides long. RefSeq lists its product as hypothetical. Bases 1 to 2052 code for a protein of 683 amino acids. The record is from RefSeq and is a predicted model, not a curated record. The transcript has a single exon. Lineage: Eukaryota; Fungi; Ascomycota; Sordariomycetes; Hypocreales; Nectriaceae.